Messenger RNA from Engraulis encrasicolus (European anchovy), 2580 nucleotides. It is a transcript of the gene nol4la, whose product is annotated as nucleolar protein 4-like a. The transcript is spliced from 11 exons. The record is from RefSeq and is a predicted model, not a curated record. NCBI's taxonomy places the organism in Eukaryota, Metazoa, Chordata, Actinopteri, Clupeiformes, Engraulidae. The coding region runs from base 304 to 2580 and encodes 758 amino acids.
CGUAGGACGGCCCCCUCUUUCAGUUCCACAGCGGAUGAUGUGAGCGAGUGACAUUUGCCGUUGCGGUUUGGGACAGUAGGCGAAUCUGCAAACAGGUGUGCGGCUGCCCGAAUCCGGCUCAGACGCCUUUUUCCUGUUUGUUCGCGUGGAAAGCCUACCUAGGUCUCGAAACAAUCAUCCUCGUAGCGGGACGGGGAGAGGAGGGGGAGUUUGUUCCCAUUUCAGUUACUGGCAUUCAGAUAGCCUAUUUCUUUUUUUCAGAAGGCUGUACAACAAAGGGAUAAGGUCCACAGAGAAAACGCUAUGACAACUAAAAAGACAUGCACGGAUUUAACAAAAAGGAGCCGAAGCCCCGUCGUUUUAGAGGCGGAGAUGUUCAGGGAAUUUCAGGACUGGUGUCUCCGGACUUACGGGGACUCGGGUAAAACAAAGACGGUCACCCGCCGAAAAUACAACAAAAUUAUGCAGACUCUUUUGCAGACCGAGGACUCAGAGGGCGUUUUCGUUGACAACAGUCACAUUAAUGCCAAAUUCAAAUUCUGGGUGAAGUCAAAGGGGUUUCAGGUCGGAAACAACAUUCUGGGCGAGCACAACAUGAUAGGAGCACCGGGGAAGCCCGUCCUGUAUGUUCCUGUCAAAUCAACGCUCCCCAAUGCGCAGUGUUCGGAUGGCAAUGGGAACCAGGACAGCUGCAGCUCUCUGAAGCGUGUGGCGGUGGUGGAGGACUUCUUUGACAUCAUCUAUGCCAUGCACGUGGAGAUGGGGGCCGAUCCCGGACGAGCCCCCAAACACGCGGGGCAGAAGAAGACAUACAAGGCGAUCGCCGAGACGUACGCCUUCCUACCCCGUGAGGCUGUGACCCGCUUUCUGAUGAGCUGCGGAGAGUGCCAGAAGAGGAUGCACAUCAACCCCAGCACCCAAGAGUUCAAAGAAAAUGACCGCCCCACUUCUCUGGUCCCAGACCUCAUUGACUAUAACAUGCCUCUCACUGCCACCUACCUGAAGCAGAUGAAACUGCAGUGCAUGAAUGCCAACGAGCAGGAUGACAGUUCGGUGAGCAGUGAGGACAUGGACAUGGCGGAGCCGGCAUGGGUCUCUACUGAGCGCGCUCCACUUCCAGUCCCCGCCCCCGUCAGCGCCCCCACCCCCCCACAGACUCCGGCUGCUGCUCCCGCUCUCGCUGCUGCUGCUGCCGCCGCCGCCGCCGCCACGCCCCAACCCAACCUGCCCAGAGACAGCAGCCCCCAGCCCACCAUCAAAGAGGAGGACGACGACUCAUCCUCAGACAACGGCAGUGCCAAUGGCCUUCCCGCUCUGACCCCCCCAGGGGCGGUCGGCGUGGUGUCCGGGGUAGUCGCCGUAGCGACGUCGGAGGGCGCCCUGUCCUUCCGCGAGGUAAACGGCAACGGAACCGUGGGCGGAGCUCCGCUAGAUUUCAGCACCACCUCCUCCUCCUCCUCAUCCGAAGACCAGCCGCCCAUCAACAUGACGGACAGGCUGCUGCCGGGUGGGCACGGGCACGGGCACGCCCAGACCUUGGUGCAGGCCUACCAGCCCGAGAUCGUCAGGAAGUACCCGGUCAAGACAGAGUAUGGCAGCAAGUCUCCUCAGUACAGCUCAGGGAGCUAUGACUCAGUGAAGACCGAAGUGAGCAUGUGUGGCGAGGAGCUGGCGUCCGGCCGAGCCCAGGCCCUGGAUGAUGACGACGACGACCACGACGAUCACGAUGACAGCGACAAGAUCCCGGAGGGCCUGGACCCAGAGAGACUCAAAGCCUUUAACAUGUUUGUGCGCCUGUUCGUGGAUGAGAAUCUGGACCGCAUGGUGCCCAUCUCCAAGCAGCCCAAGGAGAAGAUCCAGGCCAUCAUCGAGUCCUGCAGCCGCCAGUUCCCCGAGUUCCAGGAGCGCGCCCGCAAGCGCAUUCGUACCUACCUCAAGUCCUGCCGCCGCAUGAAGAAGAGCGGCUUUGAGACUCGACCCACACCCCCUCACCUCACCUCCGCCAUGGCUGAGAAUAUCCUGGCAGCUGCAUGUGAAAGUGAGUCACGCAACGCUGCCAAGAGGAUGAGACUAGACAUCUACCAGGCCAAUGAGGAGCACCUCUCCAUAGACAAGUCCAGCUCCAGGGACUCUGCUGCAGGCUCUGCGGUGCUGGCCCACUCUGGCUUUGCUCUGGCCGCCUCUGCCUACUCCCAGCAGCAGCAGCAGCAGCAGCAGAGGCAGGAGCAGCAGCAGGACCAGCAGCAGCCGCAGCUAUACACCAACGGUGGGCUCAAUUACAGUUUCCGUGGUUACGGGCCCCUCGGUGCAGGCGCCGGCCUGCAGAACAGCGCCACAGCACAGAGCAAUGGCCCUACAGACCUCAGUAUGAAGUCCAUGGCGUCCAACUCCUCCUGCGCCUCCUCCAGCUCCAACAGCCACGGGGGGCAGGGUGGUGGUGGUGGCGGCGGGGCCUCGGCCCAACUGAGCGCGCCCGAGGUGACGGCCGUGCGGCAGCUGAUCGCCGGCUACCGCGAGUCGGCCGCCUUCCUGCUGCGCUCGGCAGACGAGCUGGAGAACCUCAUCCUCCAGCAGAACUAA